GGGCGCUGAGGCGGGCGGAUGGCGGAGUCCGGGCCGCAGCCGCCGGGGGGCGGCCCCAGCCGGCACGAGAAGAGCCUGGGGCUGCUCACCACCAAGUUCGUCUCGCUGCUGCAGGAGGCCAAGGACGGCGUGCUCGACCUCAAGCUGGCAGCAGACACCCUGGCAGUGCGGCAGAAGAGGCGCAUCUAUGAUAUCACAAACGUCCUGGAGGGCAUCGGGCUGAUCGAGAAGAAGUCUAAGAACAGUAUCCAGUGGAAAGGCGUGGGCCCGGGCUGCAACACCCGCGAGAUCGCCCACAAACUGAUCGAGCUGAAGGCCGAGAUCGAGGACCUGGAGCAGCGGGAGCGAGAGCUGGAGCAGCAGAAAAUGUGGGUGCAGCAGAGCAUCAGAAACGUUUCAGACGACGUCCAAAACAACAGGUUAGCCUAUGUGACUGAUGAGGACCUCUGCAAAUGCUUUGCAGGUGACACGUUGCUAGCCAUUCGUGCCCCAUCGGGUACUCAGCUGGAAGUUCCCGUUCCCGAGGGCUUGAACGGGCAGAAGAAAUACCAGAUCCAUCUGAAAAGUACAAGUGGUCCAAUUGACGUCCUGCUAGUCAAUAAGGAUGUCUGGAGCUCCCCUCCAGUAGUACUACCUGUCCCUCCCCCAGAAGACCUUAUCCAGUGCCAGCCAAUCACUCCUUCCAAGCCCCAUUCCCAAGAGGCGUCCCUCCCCAGCGGUGCCCACCUUUCCGCACCUGGGCCCAACAGCGUUCAGGACCAGAGCCCCGCUGCUCAGAAAAUAUCCAGCGCCGCAGACAGCGGCAUCUCGACAGCAGAAUCCAGAAGCAGCAGGGAGCUGGACUCGCUUACCCCUUCGACAGCGCCCACCAGCCCUCCCGCUGGGCUAGACACGCAGCCCCUCCAGUCCUCCGCCUUGCUGGACAGCAGCUCCGUCCUGCCCAGUCCCUCAUCCUCCUUUGAGCCAAUCAAACCAGCCCCCACAGAAAUACUGGAGCUUCCCAAAGAGCUUUCAGAGAUGUUCGAUCCAACGAGAGAAUGCAUGAAUCCUGAGCUGCUUGAGGAGCUGAUGUCCUCUGAAGUGUUUGCUCCCCUGCUGCGCCUCUCCCCCCCUCCCGGCGAUCAUGACUACAUCUACAACCUGGACGAGAGCGAAGGGGUGUGUGACCUGUUUGACGUGCCGAUCCUCAACCUCUGACUCUUGGCAUGCCAUCUGGAUGGACUUUGGGAUGCGCCGACGCAUAGAUUUUUUAAAUAAAGGACA
Euleptes europaea (tarantolino) is the source of this 1263-nucleotide messenger RNA. RefSeq names its product E2F transcription factor 4 (gene E2F4). Gene Ontology annotation, biological process: regulation of transcription by RNA polymerase II. The record is from RefSeq and is a predicted model, not a curated record. Bases 19 to 1197 code for a protein of 392 amino acids. Gene Ontology annotation, cellular component: RNA polymerase II transcription regulator complex. Gene Ontology annotation, molecular function: protein dimerization activity; DNA-binding transcription factor activity, RNA polymerase II-specific; RNA polymerase II cis-regulatory region sequence-specific DNA binding. The transcript is spliced from 10 exons. NCBI's taxonomy places the organism in Eukaryota, Metazoa, Chordata, Lepidosauria, Squamata, Sphaerodactylidae.